This is a messenger RNA of Procambarus clarkii (red swamp crayfish), 1884 nucleotides long. NCBI's taxonomy places the organism in Eukaryota, Metazoa, Arthropoda, Malacostraca, Decapoda, Cambaridae. The record is from RefSeq and is a predicted model, not a curated record.
AUGCCGGAGUCGUCUGCUGGUAGAACACCUCCCUCAUGCCCCAACGCCCGAUCACGCAUGCGCAGAGACGCUCAUAGCGAUCCCGUGUUUAGCAACUGCCGGACAGUGGCUCAUGACAGGGCAGGCGGGGCCAACACCCGGGCGGUGGCCGAGGACAAGGAAGGAGGGGCCAACACCCGGGCAGUGGCCGAGGACAAGGAAGGCGGGGCCCACACCCGGGCGGUGUCCGAGGACAAGGAAGGAGGGGCCAACACCCGGGCGGUGGCCGAGGACAAGGAAGGCGGGGCCAACACCCGGGCGGUGAUCGAGGACAAGGAAGGUGGGGCCAACACCCGGGCGGUGGCCGAGGACAAGGAAGGUGGAGCCAACACCCGGGCGGUGAUCGAGGACAAGGAAGGUGGAGCCAACACCCGGGCGGUGGCCGAGGACAAGGAAGGUGGAGCCAACACCCGGGCGGUGAUCGAGGACAAGGAAGGUGGAGCCAACACCCGGGCGGUGAUCGAGGACAAGGAAGGCUGGGCCAACACCCGGGCGGUGGCCGAGGACAAGGAAGGUGAAGCCAACACCCGGGCGGUGGCAGAGGACAAGGAAGGUGGAGCCAACACCCGGGCGGUGGCAGAGGACAAGGAAGGCGGGGCCAACACCCGGGUGGUGGCCGAGGACAAGGAAGGUGGAGCCAACACCCGGGCGGUGGCAGAGGACAAGGAAGGAGGGGCCAACACCCGGGCGGUGGCCGAGGACAAGGAAGGUGGAGCCAACACCCGGGCGGUGGCAGAGGACAAGGAAGGAGGGGCCAACACCCGGGCGGUGGCCGAGGACAAGGAAGGCGGGGCCAACACCCGGGCGGUGAUCGAGGACAAGGAAGGUGGGGCCAACACCCGGGCGGUGGCCGAGGACAAGGAAGGUGGAGCCAACACCCGGGCGGUGAUCGAGGACAAGGAAGGUGGAGCCAACACCCGGGCGGUGGCCGAGGACAAGGAAGGUGGAGCCAACACCCGGGCGGUGAUCGAGGACAAGGAAGGUGGAGCCAACACCCGGGCGGUGAUCGAGGACAAGGAAGGCUGGGCCAACACCCGGGCGGUGGCCGAGGACAAGGAAGGUGAAGCCAACACCCGGGCGGUGGCAGAGGACAAGGAAGGUGGAGCCAACACCCGGGUGGUGGCAGAGGACAAGGAAGGUGGAGCCAACACCCGGGCGGUGGCAGAGGACAAGGAAAGUGGAGCCAACACCCGGGCGGUGAUCGAGGACAAGGAAGGCGGAGCCAACACCCGGGCGGUGGCAGAGGACAAGGAAGGCGGGGCCAACACCCGGGCGGUGGCAGAGGACAAGGAAAGUGGAGCCAACACCCGGGCGGGGAUCGAGGACAAGGAAGGCGGGGCCAACACCCGGGCGGUGGCAGAGGACAAGGAAGGCGGGGCCAACACCCGGGUGGUGGCCGAGGACAAGGAAGGUGGAGCCAACACCCGGGCGGUGGCAGAGGACAAGGAAGGAGGGGCCAACACCCGGGCGGUGGCCGAGGACAAGGAAGUCGGAGCCAACACCCGGGCGGUGGCCGAGGACAAGGAAGGCAGGGCCAACACCCGGGCGGUGGCCGAGGACAAGGAAGGCGGAGCCAACACCCGGGCGGUGGCCGAGGACAAGGAAGGCGGAGCCAACACCCGGGUGGUGGCCGAGGACAAGGAAGGCGGAGCCAACACCCGGGUGGUGGCCGAGGACAAGGAAGGCGGGCCCAACACCCGGGAGGUGGCCGAGGACAAGGAAGGCGGAGCCAACACCCGGGUGGACAAUACCGGCCGCACCUUCCCUGGUCGCUCACUGCUCUCUGGGAUCCCAAGCCAAGAACAAGCAGGUGAAGACUUGCUCCCUGAAGCUCGUCCGUGUUAG